AAUAGAAAACAGGAAUCUAUUCAGUCAGUAGUUUACGCCUGUAGAAAGUGUCAUGUUGACUAGGAGCGAUUGAGCGAGUCUUCUUGAUAGGAGUUAAUAAUAGUGUUUUAAGCAUGCAGUUGUUUAAAGCAAUUCUUCUGGCAUAUGUCUUUUAUUUUAGAAAGGAUUCUUCUAAAGACAAAAGUGUUCCUGUGAAUAAUAAUGUAGGACCUACCACUAAUACGAAUGAGGAUGGAGCAAUUACUAAUAAUUGGGUUCUCAAUCAGGAAAUACACAGGCCAAAGAAUCUAUCAAAUUCGAGACUCAAAAGAGUAGCAGACAUGGCAAAUUUAACAGAAUUGAAGGCAAUCCUUACUCCAAUUCUUGUCCCACGAGUUGCAGGAACACCGGGCAAUGAAGCUGUGAGAAAUCAUAUUAUAGGUCGAUUACAGAGCUUACCUGGGUGGCAUAUAGAAUCUCAUUCAUUUACAGACACAGCUCCACAUCCAUUUCGAGAGACUAAUUUCACCAAUAUUAUAGCAACGCACAACAUCAAUGCCCCUCGUCGACUGGUAUUAGCGUGUCACCAUGAUAGUAAAUAUAUGGAACCGGAUACUACUGGUAAAAUGUUUGUGGGGGCGACAGACUCUGCAGUACCAUGUGCUAUGCUUAUUCACUUGGCGGAGAACCUUCAUUCAUAUAUUGCAUCAAAGUCGCUUGAUUUCUCUGUAAGUUUUGUCUUUACUUCAGGCGUUAAAAUCCUACAUCUGAUUCCUGUACCAUUUCCAAAUCAUUGGCAUAAACUUACGGACGACGAAAGUAACUUGCAUUAUCCAACCAUUAUGAACUUACAGAAAAUUGUACAAGCAUUUGUAGCUGAGUAUAUGCGCUUAGAUGUCUAAUUCCAUUUGAACUACCAAUAGCACCAUGCUGAAAUUACAUCAGAAAUAGGCAUAAAGUUAUAAGAUUCAUUGCAUAUUAUGCAAUACCUGAGAAGAAAAAAAAAACAUGUCCAAAUGGAAAUAUCCAAGGGUGUAUACCACUUGGCCUCAUAGCUCAGUUGGUAGGGUGUCUGAACGGUAAUUAGAAGGUCUGGGGUUUUAAUUCCAAAUGGGACAAUACAUUUUUCUCAAAAAUGUAUUACCAUUAUAUAUCACCAGUUGAGUUGCAACUCCAUACAUAAGUUACUGUCAUGGGCUUUCAUAAAGUUAUGUUUAGUUGUAUUUAUUUAUUUAUUCAAAAAUAUCUUUUUUUUUUUUUGGUAACUGUUGCAAAUAUUGGUUUGUGUCCUCCUUUUUCAGAGCCUUCCUUCCAACUCCAUAAUUCCACAAUGACAUUAAAAUGAUAGCAAAUGUUUUAUAGUUUUGUUUGUUGGAAUGUUUAUUGUUGAUAUGGGUGGGCGUGCACUUAAGCCCUGUCCAGACUAUCAAAUUUCAUUUAACAGACUGUUGUAUGCCCAUAUAUAGUCAUGAUGUGGCUAUAUAUGGUCAUGAUAUGAUGUCAUCAUGACCAUAUUUAGGCAUGUCACAUGUUUUUGUCAAAUAGAAUUUGACAGUGUGGACUAUGUUACAUCAAAUGAGAAAGAAAGAAGUUUUCUAGAAAAUACAUACAUAACAAAAACAAAAACUGCUGUAUGCCCAUUUAUAGUCAUGAUGUGCCUAUAUAUGGUCAUGAUGUGAUGUCACCAUGACCAUAUUUAGACAUGUCACAUGUUUUUGUCAAGUAGAAUUUGGUAGUCUUGACAAGCUUUAAAAAAGUGAAAAUCAACAGUAAAAUAAGAGAAUCAACAGUAAAAUAAAUCCUGCAUAAGGCCAACAUAAAAUCUUUGCUAUCAUUUUAUUAUUUAUAUAUGCAAUUAUAUGCACCAGCACCAACAUAAAAUUUUUGCUAUUAUUUUAUUAUUUAUAUAUGCAAUUAUAUGCACCAACAUAAAAUCUUCGCUAUUAUUUCAUUAUUUAUAUAUGAAAUUUUAUAAACCAACAUAAAAUUUUUGCUAUUAUUUUAUUAUUUUUAUAUGCAAUUAUGUACACUAUAAAACUUAACUGUCUUAUACCAUACAGUAUAGCAAUUUUCUGUAAUAUAGUCUUUCAUAUAUUUUGAGUAUUUUGUACAGUACUUUGGUUUGAAGUAUUUUUUAAAAGUAAAUCUCUCUAAUACUAGAAUCUUUAAGUUCUUGAUCUAAACAUGCAGGUGUCAUAAAUAUAAGAAAAGAAUAUCAAAAUUAUGUUACUUUAUUAGUUAUAUAUUUAUUCUGACACAGGACACAGUAAUGUCUUACAUAAUAAUGAUAGUGUUUAUGUGUGAAUGGUAUUUAAUAUUAUUGGUAUUAUUAUCAACAGGUAUUCCUUAUUACAGUACUUCUACUCGAGUAAUGAGAAUAAUAGUAAUGUAAUUUCAGUUUGUUGAUAAAUUGUGAGACGGUAAUGAAAAAUCACCCUCAAGUUUAAACUAGGUCAAAGUGACAGAUCCAGGGGAUGACAAAAGGGGAAAUUACCCCCAGCAGCAGCCAGAAAAUUGCUGUGUGAAAUCAUUUAGAUACAAGAUUGAAUUGGCUCCGAAGCUUCCAGGUAUGGGGACACCCCGUACCACAGAACCUUCUCAUAGGGCAUGUUUCUACUGAUAAACACAAAAUAACCGCUUUUUUAAUGAGUGUGCAGUUUUAGCUUGUAGGAUUAGGACAUGAACAAAAGGAAUAAUCAUUUUGAAAGUUCACGCGUGAUACAAUCUCGCUUUGCAGUGGUUUAACCUGGAGGUCACAUUUCACCUGAUAAUCGCUUUUUGUGUUGCAGCUAUCCUUUACAUGUUUUUAAUCGAUUUUUUUUUAAUCGCUUUUUUGCGAACUGUACCCGUUUCUACAGGGAGAAAAAAAGCAAUUUUAUUUUAUUACACUGCAUUUUAAGAUUUUUUGAAGGCAGACUUGGGAAUUUUAGAGAUUUAGUUAACAUCUUUCUUUGUUGGACAAGAGAAUAAAAGAUAUUUUACUACAAA
Messenger RNA from Anneissia japonica, 2967 nucleotides. Its product is annotated as glutaminyl-peptide cyclotransferase-like. NCBI's taxonomy places the organism in Eukaryota, Metazoa, Echinodermata, Crinoidea, Comatulida, Comatulidae. The transcript has 4 exons. The record is from RefSeq and is a predicted model, not a curated record. Bases 114 to 881 code for a protein of 255 amino acids. Gene Ontology annotation, molecular function: zinc ion binding; glutaminyl-peptide cyclotransferase activity.